CAUUGCUUUAGCAUUCGAGGUACUGGAUUUCUCUCGAGCCACGCGGACGGUAGUAUAAUUAAAUACCAUUUAACCGACGACGGGACUCACGAGCCAUCGGGUCGGAUUUGCACUCACACAGUGCCAGCGUAUGCAUUGGCUUGGCCGCAGUCGCAUAUCCUGGCUGCAGGAUGCGACCGACGCGUCACAUUUUACGACGCCCGUGGGAAAAUAGUCAAGAACUUCGAUUACAGCAGAGAAAAUGAGAAGGAAAUCGCGGUGGCUUGUUGUAGUCCCAGUGGGCAGAGCGUAGCCAUCGGUUCCUGGGAUAAAGUAAGGAUUUUGGACUGGAGCCCCCGAAGGUCUUUAUGGGAAGAAGCUAACGCGAGAUCUUUGCCUAAUUUUUACACUGUCACUGCUAUAUCUUGGCGUCGCGAUGGUUCUAGAUUAGUCGUGGGCAGUCUGUGUGGCUCAGUAGAACAGUUCGAGACUGUUUUAAAGAGGACCGUAAUCAGAGGAAGUCACGAGGUGGCUUACGUCGGUCCAAGCCAAGUGGUAAUACGACCAUUACAAGAAGGGAACCGACCCGUGAUCAUCAGGUCGCAAACUGGAUACGAAAUAGAAGACGUUAAGGUCUUAGGCAGAGCUGACAAUAACGUAGUAGCUCGUACAGCGAAUACACUACUCCUAGCGGACAUCGAACUGAAUCUUAUCAGCGAAAUCCCAUGGGAGGACAAGAGUAAUAGCGAGAAAUUCUUCUUCGAAUACCCGAGGGUGUGCUUGAUCUUCUGUUCGGGGGAGUUGACUAUCGUCGAGUAUGGAAAUAACGAAGCCCUGGGAUCUGUUAGAACGGAGGCUGUCAAUCCUCAUGUAGUUAGCGUGAGGAUCAAUGAACGGCAGGCACCUGGGGCGCCUGAUAAUAAGAGGCUCGCUUAUCUGUUGGAUCCCAGGACAGUUCGUAUUAUGGAUUUGGUAACAGGAGUCACUGUCGCUAUGAUUCAUUACGACGUCAGAGUCGACUGGUUGGAACUCAGUGAAACGGGUCACAGGCUGUUGUCGAGGGACAAAAGAGCCAGGUAGUUCAUUCCUCGUCAUGGAAAGUCUGGGAAAAUAAUCCUGAUCGUUUCAUUCAGAUUCCUCAAGAACGUGAUAAAAAUCGGUGAAAAAUACAGUGAGGAAACAGGGAACGAGCCUCUAUCGAGUCCCGACUGUUGGGCCAAGCUGGCGAUCCUCAACGGUGAACUGAAGACCGCUGAGGCAAUUUACUUAGAACAAAAUGAGUUAACCCAGGCACUGGACAUGUACCAGAAAUACUGGCACUGGGAGGACGCGUUAGUUUUAGCCGAGAACCGAGGCUGGCCAGGUUUACAAGAACUCCGAGACCGACACUUGACAUGGUUAUUAGAAAGCGGUCAGGCAGCGAGAGCUGCGGCCAUAUUGGAAUCAAUGAAUCCUAGACGAGCGGUAAAACUGUAUUUAGACGCUCGUCGCCCUGGUCGUGCGGCUCGGUUAGUCUUGGCGAACGACGAAUUGUUAGAAGACAGGUCGAUCGUCAAUGAAAUCAUAAGAGCGUUGAAAGCGACGGACUUGAUGGAACUCGCUGGGGAAUUGUUCGAGCAGAUUUCCGAGCCUUUAGAAGCGAUCAAAUGCUACUCUCAAGCAGGAGUGUUUGCCAGGGCAUUGGAACUGGCUAGAAAAGUGGAUCCAAAUUCUGUUGUUGACCUCGAACGAGACUGGGGGCAGCAUUUAGCCUCAGCCGGGCAUUACGACGCGGCUAUUAAUCACUUCAUCGAAGCAGGGGAGACUGCUCUAGCUUUAGACGCGGCGAUAAACGCCAAACAAUGGAGGAAGGGUUUACAGAUCAUGCAGGUGAUAGAAGACGACGAUCCAACGGUUAAAAAGCAAUCCGAGAAGCUGGCUGAGUACUUCGCCUCCAUAGGCGAGAAAUCUCUCGCUGAGAAACUAUUCGUCCGUUCUGGGGAUGCAAAACGUGCCGUAGAAGUCCACGUGCAAAGCGGGAACUGGAGCCGCGCUCAUCAAGUGGCGCAGGAGUACAUGACGGCUGAAGAGGCGAACGAGGUUUUGGCUAAGCACGCCACGGCUCUCAGCGAGUCCGGCGACCUGAGACACGCAGAAGAAUUGUAUUUAGCUAUCGGUGAUUACGACUCGGCGAUUGCUAUGUACAGGAGAGCCGGCAGGCGGGCGGACAUGGUCAGACUAGUGGCGAAGCACAGGCCAGAUCUCCUUGAGACGACGCACGCUCAUUUGGCCAGGGAAUUAGAUGCUGCAGGUAAAGCUCGGGAAGCGGAGGAGCAUUAUCUCGCUGCUGGCGAUUGGAGAGGCGCCGUCACUGCGUACAGAUCGGUGAACAUGUGGGAAGACGCUCUGCGCGUGGCGAAGCAUAACGCUGGGGACAACGCUGCUCAACAGGUCGCCCUUAUGUGGGCGCGUACACUGGCACCGGAAUUAGCAGCGAGACUCCUCAUGCGAUUGAAUUACUUAGACGGCUGUCUGCAAUUAGCCUGCGAGGCCGGUUUAUUCGACUGGGCCUUAGAAAUCGCCAAGCAUGGAAGCAUAGAUCAGAAGAAAGAAGUUCAUUAUAGGUACGCCAUGGCGUUAGAAGACACAGGUCGUUUCUCAGAUGCUGAAAAGGAGUUCAUCAAAGCUGGGAGAACCAUCGAGGCUGUUCAAAUGUACAUCCAUACUAAAGACUGGGAAGCUGCAGAAGACGUGGCUCAGACAAUUAAUCAGGAUGCCAUAGCUCAGGUUCUGAUCGCCAGAGCAAGCGAAGCUGCUGAAGCUCAAGAUUAUUCUUUAGCUGAGACGCUCUUAUUGAGGGCUCAUAAACCUGAAAUGAUCAUCGAAUACUAUAAGAAAGCAGGAAUGUGGUCAGAGGCGUUAAGGGUUUGCAGAGAAUACCUGCCAAGCCAAGAGGCGAACCUCCGUCGAGAAUUGGGUCAGAAGAGUGCCUCCCUUGCUGGUGCAAACGCGUUCGAGGAAGCCAAAAAAUGGUUAGAAGCUGGUGAAGUACGUGCUGCUUUAGAUAUCUUGAUCUUGGAUCCCCAAGCGUCCAGAUCGUCUCUUGUGAAAGCUGCGGAUAUCUUGCUUCAUCAAGCGGACCCUGAAACUGCUGUCCAAGUGGGAGGUGAUCUUGGCUCACGAUUAUUCGCCAUUGGGGAACAUGCCCUCGCUGCUCAGGUGUUCUUACAGGCAGACAGACUGAAAGAUGCUAUUGACGCGUUGGCAUCGUUAGGGGAAUGGGAAAAAGCGAAGAGAAUCGUGAACGAAUUAGCGCCGGACAUAGAACCCUAUCUCGAAGAGAAAUACAAAGAAGCUAUGCUGAGGGAUGGACAAAUAGACAGGCUCGUUGAGAUAGACGCUGAUGCUGGAUUAGAAGUAUUAGCCAGUAAAGGGCAGUGGAGUCAGGUAUUCGAAAUGGCGAGCAAUCAGGGUACUCAGAUUUUGCACAAAUACGUGGCACAAAGAGCGGUGCAGCUCUUAAAGGCAAAUUCACCCCUAGAAGCUCUGCAGUUGUAUGGCAAAUAUGGGACUCCUGCCAUUUCACAGAAUUUCAAUUUGUAUCUACAGUUAUCAGAAAGCGUUCUGAAUUCUGAGGCAUACAAUGAAUACAGGUACUUGGCUCUAUUAAGAACAGUGCUCCUGGAUCUGUGGAACAGUUUAAAAUCCACAGAGUCUAAUCAGAAGUCGAAAUUCGAGAGGCUCCUCGAGGCUACUCACUACUCGGCAGUGAAAUCCGGCUGCCGUGACUAUCCAGUGCUCUCUGGAUUAGUUUUAAAAGCGACUAUCACUCUUUUGAGGUACACCGAUUUGCUGCUCGCCGACAGAGCUUACUACGAAGCUGGCAUGGAAGCGCGUGCCGCUGGGUUAAACAGUGAAGCGUUCGUUUUCUUGAAUCAUUUCUUGGACCUCGAGGAGUGUAUCGAGGAGGGCGAUAGUGGCGUGUUGGACGUCGACGAUUUGACUGUCACCGACUUCCCACUGGAGGUUCCUCUGUCAGAGACCGUGAGUUUGACCGCAGAGCGGAGGGAAGAGGCCCGCGAGUGGGUCCUCGCGGUGUCUAUGGAUCAAAAGGUUGAACAAGUCCUUCCUACGGAUCACAGAGGCGUUUAUGUGGGAUCGUUAACAUCCCCUUCUCCAGGUUCUGGGAACCUCCAGGGUUGCAUCUUAACUGGUUAUCCUGUUCGGGGUCCCAUCGUUCGAUUCGCAGAGGGUCAGUACGUGGCAGACCGCGACGACUGGAGUAAAAUAAUUAACACAGCUCGCCAAGCGCCGCAGGACUCAGCCCUGAACGACAUCCUAGCGUUCAUUCAAGAAUGGUGCGGCGCAAUACCCAGCUACUCAUUUUAA
Ceratina calcarata is the source of this 4347-nucleotide messenger RNA. It is a transcript of the gene Oseg2, whose product is annotated as intraflagellar transport protein Oseg2. Gene Ontology annotation, biological process: intraciliary transport. The annotation marks the transcript as partial. Gene Ontology annotation, cellular component: axoneme; ciliary basal body; intraciliary transport particle B. NCBI's taxonomy places the organism in Eukaryota, Metazoa, Arthropoda, Insecta, Hymenoptera, Apidae. Gene Ontology annotation, molecular function: protein binding. The record is from RefSeq and is a predicted model, not a curated record. The transcript is spliced from 8 exons.